GCGGGUGUUGCGUGUUUACCACCACCGCCGGUGCCGAACGAAUACAGUCGUCGCGCUAUCGCGGGUCAUCGCUCUGAUGCGUUCCGUCACGGAUGCCCACGAUCACACCGUCCGUCCGUAGUUGCAUUGUCCACCCACCGCCGUCGUACGUGUGGGGGCCUCGCGUAACGGCCUGAUAACGUCGGUGGCGGCGAACGUUAUCAACGCAACGCAACAACGCAGAACAAUAGUGACCAUACAUUUUCAUAAAUUAUAAUAAUUUAUUACGGUUCGUAGCUAAUCAUCGUCAUUAUUACUAUCAUCAUCAUCAUCAUCAUAAUCAUUUUUUUAAUUGGAAUACGCUGGUGCGGUAUAGAAACUAAUAAUUAUCGUUCGUCUGGAUUAUAAAACGCGCGCACACACAUACGUCACACAGACGGCGACGACCAAUUGGAUCGACUUUCGUGGUUCGUUUGCGUAAAAUUGUCGUACACCUCUUCGUCUCGUCGUCGUCUCGAGGCACUAGGCAGUAAUUAUUAUUGUCGUAUAUUUUACUAAAAUCGCCGGAUCGCUUGGUGCUUGGUAGUCGCACGUCUGUGACGAAAUCGUUUUGAUAAUCGUGCCCUCGCCGCCGCCGCCGCCGCCGCCACCGUUUGAUCUCUGUGGGUGAGCUGCCCCCUUUUGUGUUUGGUGCGCGUACUCGUUUUUUUGCCGCCAACUCGCAAUACUUAUGGGUUGGAUAGCAUAACGUGCGUAAAGCUUUGGAGAAGAACCGUCACAGCGAUCAAUGUAAUUUAUGGUCUGUCCAAAAUAAAUACUCGAGGACAUAGUAUAAGUGCUACUAAGCAACACCAUUCCCAUUGGUGUCAACAGUGAACAUCAUGACUGAACCUUUGCUGUCUUAGGCUGGUGAGCAAGUGCAGUAAUCUAAAGCUUUUUAUUUAACAGACGGUAGCAGUAGCGUCUACGCACAUCCUCUACAUUACAGCCACUACUUCUAGAAUGAAGGUUUUAGUAUUAUAUGAUUUUGUGGGUGAACCUGGCUCAUCAGAAUUAUCAGUGACUGCUGGUGAGACAUUAUUGGUAAGCCGAAAAGAUGUUGGUGAGGGCUGGUGGGAAGGAACAAACACAUCUGGCCGCACAGGCUUGUUUCCAGCUGCAUAUGUUGAGGAAAUCAAAACCAAAGUAGAUGACAGAAAAGAUGAAAGCAAACCACCGCCAGCUUUACCACCACCACCAUUACCACCAUCAACAGAUCCAUGGGAACUUGACGAUCAACAAAAUGAAUUUUAUUCACAAGUUCCCGGCAGUUACAAUCAGCAACAGAAUACAUAUCAGCAGUCACCUGAUGAUUUUUAUGAUGAUGAAUGGGAUGACGAUUCUGAGUAUGGUGGUGGUAGUACUGUGACUUCAUCUGCUCCUAUACCUCCAACUAUUCAGUAUCCAGCUAUAGGAACAAAAACGACAUCGAUAAGAAAAACAACAGGCAAGACGGUUGCAACAACUGGUGGCAGCAGUUCUCGGUUUUCCAAGUUGGUAGGUGGUGGUGAUGCAUCAUAUAUAAUGGGUGCUAUUCAGCCACCUAUUCACUUACCUGAUACAGAAAACAUUACAAUUGUGGUACGUGGUGGUACUGGUGGUGGCCCCAUGGCAGUGGAUGUUGAAUGGUGCCGAGACCCCGAUAAUGAACCACAUGGAUACCAGUGUUUGGUGGCAUCUCCAAAGAAAGAAUCAAAACUCAAAGGCCUAAAAUCGUUUAUUGCAUACCAACUAACUCCUACAUUUAAUAAUAUUCAAGUAUCUAGAAGGUACAAACACUUUGACUGGUUACAUGAACGGCUAUUGGAAAAGUACUGUUGUCUAGUGCCAAUACCACCAUUACCAGAUAAACAAAUUUCAGGUCGGUACGAAGAACAAUUCAUUGAACGCCGUAAACAGCAAUUACAGGUGUUUGUAGAUGCAGUAUGCCGACAUCCUGUACUAUCACGAAGUUGGGUAUGGCGGCAUCACUUCAUCACAUGUACAGAUGAGAAACGCUGGAAGUCAGGCAAGCGGAAAGCUGAAUCACGAAAUACGAGUGCUGAAACCCUCACUGGGGCUAAUGUAUUUUUUGUAAUCAGAGUAGUGCCUGCGGAUGGUAGUAGUGACCCCCCUCCAGCUAUCAACCCAGCAAUAUUAGAUCGCGAAGUAGACGGUUUUCAGAGAUUUGUGACUGGAUUAGAAGGAGCGCUGAAGAAUAUGGCACAAACAAUUGCAGAACAGUCAAAACGUAUGCAAACAUGUUAUAAACGUGAUGCUCAACGAUUAGGCCAGUCGUUUUACAUGUUGGGUCACGCAUAUAGUGGCGCAUCAUCUUCAUCAAUAGGGGACACUAGUGGUAAUGGCAAUGUGAUAAGUCUAACUACCCGACAACUGAUGACAGCCCUAAAAAAAACUGGAGAUGUAUACAAUGAGAUGGGUGGCCGGUUGAUGGAUGAAUUACCUGUCGCAGGAUGGGACUCGUUUGCUGACAUGCUACAUGUGUACCGUGGCGUUGCAGGGGCAUUCCCUGAUAUACUUGCUGUGCACAAGAGUGCAGUGCAAAAACGGAAAGAAUGUGAACGACAAUACUCUGAAGGCUUACCAAUUGGUGGUGGUGGUGGUGAUGGAACUGGAGGAUCGAGUAGUGGAGCAUCAUUAUCAGGAUCUGGCAGUGGCGGAGCUGUAGCAGUAGCUGAUCCAGAACAACAGCGAAGGCUACUGCGUGAGAUGCAGCGUCGUACUGAUGUAGUGUCGUAUGCUCUGUUAGCAGAGAUUAAUCAAUUUCAUCGAGACCAUGUACUUGGCCAAAUGGCUGGCCAUGUUCGUCAAUUAUUACGUAACCAGAUCGAAUAUUAUAGAAAAAUUGCUGAUAAUUUAGAAAACGUUUUACACAUGUAUCCCGAUAAUGGUGAUGAAGAUUCUUUGGGAGUCGGAAUGGACCAUCAUUAUGAUCAACAACAGUACAGCCAAGUAAUAACUGAUGAUAAUGCCCCUUAUCAACACCAGUAUUAUUCAAAUCAGUAGUAGUUAUAGUAAUUUAAUGGAAUGGGUAAUAUAAGACAUGGUAAAUAACUAGAAUGCAAUUGUUUUUAGAACUAUUAAUACAUACCUAUAAUAUAUUAGGUAUCAUGAUUAAUAUUUUAACUAUCUUUGUAACUGUUAAUAUCACGCUAAUAUCAAUGAAAAACACUACAAUUUUUAUUAAAAUAAUAUUUUUGGGAAAUUUACACCAUAACUAUUGCUAGUGCUUUUACUAUUAUUAUCCUUAAAU
This is a messenger RNA of Melanaphis sacchari, 3271 nucleotides long. RefSeq names its product sorting nexin lst-4 (gene SH3PX1). The transcript is spliced from 12 exons. Gene Ontology annotation, biological process: endocytosis; endosomal transport; plasma membrane tubulation. Lineage: Eukaryota; Metazoa; Arthropoda; Insecta; Hemiptera; Aphididae. Bases 982 to 3024 code for a protein of 680 amino acids. Gene Ontology annotation, molecular function: phosphatidylinositol binding; protein binding. Gene Ontology annotation, cellular component: cytoplasmic vesicle; plasma membrane. The record is from RefSeq and is a predicted model, not a curated record.